GAUUGAUAGCAAAAAGAAGAAUAAAGGAAAUGCUAAUCCUAAAGUUGCACAAAAGAAUGUUGAAAAACUUGAUGUCAAUGCAAACAUCGAUACGCCCAAGAAAAUUCCUCAGUUGUCUAGAAUGACAAGUGUAUCGGAGAAUGUUAAAGGACUUGACGUUAGUAUUAACGUUGGCACAUCGGAAUCAACCGAAAAGAUAUCUUCUAAAUCUCAUUCCGAGAGUAGUCACAAUGUUUCUCAAAAUGUUAGUCCGUUGUCAACAGGGGGUGCUACGAGGAGAUGCGAAGAUGAAAGGAGGACAAUCAUAGGGAAAGAUGAUCAGAGAAGCAGUGUUAACAUUGCUUUCGUCGCCAAUAUUGUCGACUCUUUGAACUUGGUGGAAGCUAGGCUACCAAAAAAUAAAUACCUUUUAUCAAAAAAUCGCGAUUUUUGGGAAACCAAUCACAUUAUGUAUCUCAAUGAGCAAAGCACUAAACACGUUCGUCGUAUUUUAUGGUCAUAA
Acaulospora colombiana is the source of this 502-nucleotide messenger RNA. The record is from the annotation of a GenBank genome assembly. Lineage: Eukaryota; Fungi; Glomeromycota; Glomeromycetes; Diversisporales; Acaulosporaceae.